GCGUCCCUGACUGGGUAGUGAGAGUAAACAUGAACGGUCCUGGCGAGGUUCAGAAGAAUGAAGAUCAAGAGGGAGAAGCUGCGGCCACUGGGCCUCAGGCAGAGACCCUGGAGGCCAAAAGGUCCUGGACUGCAGAUUCACACUCUGCUCUGGAAGCAGAAGGCACCCAUGGGUUUGGAGAACGGGUCAUGGCUACCCUCUAUCUGGAGUCUUGCCGGGCCAAUAGUGUUGUGCCAGUUUCUUGUCUUCUGCGCCAAGAGAGUGCCUCUGAAUUGAACCUUCGGCACCGUGGCCUGGGGCCCCAGGGGGUCCGGGCGUUGGCUUCUGUAUUGACCUCUAAUCCCUACAUCAAGCGUCUGGAUCUUCGGGACAAUGGGCUCUGUGGUGCUGGAGCAGAUGCUCUGGCUGAUGUCCUGCGUAAGAACAACAUUAUCUCUGAUGUGGACCUGUCAGAGAAUCAGAUUGGAGCUGCAGGGCUCCAGGCGAUCUGCACUGCCCUUGCCUUAAACCCAACUGUUGAGAAGAUGCAGCUGCAAGGGAACAGGCUGGAGGAACAGGCAGCCCAGCACCUCGCUGCUCUUCUGCUGCAUCACAGGGGCCUGAAAUCUCUAGACCUCAGCUAUAAUCAGCUCAAUGACCUGGCAGGAGAGAUACUUGGCCCUGCUGUGGCAGAAAACACAGGACUCACAGAGCUUAACCUCAGUUGGAAUUGCCUGCGAGGUCUGGGAGCCGCCGCGUUUGCCCGAGGCCUGGAGGCAAAUAUAUUCUUGAAAGUCCUAGACAUCUCUCAUAAUGGCUUUGGAGACUCUGGUGCCAGUGCGAUUGGUGAUGCCCUCAGGGUCAACAAUGUCUUAGAAGAACUGAAUAUGAGAAACAACCGAAUCUCCGUGUCAGGAGCCCUGAAGUUGGGGUUAGGUCUGCAAGUCAAUCAGACGCUGCGGAUUCUUAUUAUUUCCAAGAAUCCUAUUCGCAGUGACGGCUGUGUUGGCCUCCUUAAGUCUGUCCGGAACAACAAAUCAUCUGCCCUAGAACUGCUGGAUGUGUCUGAUAUUCAAGUAAGCAGAGAAUGUGAGGACCUCGCUAGCUCCAUGAACGAAAUUCUUCCAGGACUCUGUAUAAAGCUUUAUACUUCUAGAAGAAAAGACUGGCCACAGGCCUCUACACCAUCCCAGCCAGCAUCUGCACCAAGUGACUCUGGUCUCUAAUAUGUUACUUUAACAUUCACAUUGCUGGUCAUUUAAUGCACAACAUGAGUAUCUUCCUUUCUGCUCUGGCAUCUUCCAUAAUCUGGCUUCAUUUGCUGUGGUUUAUUCAUUCAACCAAAAAUCUGCCCAUGAACAACACUGAACACAAGGUCCAUGACAUUCAUGUCAUCCAGAUCUUCAUGUUCUGGUGACUCUGUUCAACAAAUCAUAAAGGAGAUAUGCAAAUGGAUUUCCCAAGCUCUCUUGCAAGAAGACAGUCAUAACCCAUUGGAAGGCAACUGAUCAUUACAUUCUGAAUUAUAAAAUCACCCAUGUGCUUCCGGUUUCCAUCUGUGCCCCAGAGCUGACUCUGUGCCAUAGCUCUCCAUACCCAAAUCCCGCUGGGAGAGAGCUGGUCCCCAGCUGACACAGCUGUGAGCAUAGGUGAGACUACCACUUCUGCUCAAAUUCCUGGUUGAAGAGGGACCAAGGAACAGCCAGUGAACAGAUCCUUCCAGUUUCCAUCUUCAUUCAGAGCUGAGCCUGUACCACAGCUCCUCAUACCCAAAUCCCACCGGGAGAGAACUGGUCUCCCAAGGAGUGCUGACACAGACUUAUAGGAGGAACAAGUCACAGUCAGAGACAGCAAAACCAGCUAACACCACAGAUAACCAGAUUUUGAGAGUCAAGGGCAAUAACGUAAGCAACAGAAAACACGGCUACUUGGCAUCAUCAGAACCCAGUUCUCCCACCACAGCUAGCCCUGGAUACCCCAAUACACUGGAAAGGCAAGAUUCUAAUUUAAAAUAACAUCUCAUGAUGAUGAUAGAGGACUUUAAGAAGGACAUAAAUAGGGCUGAAGAGAUAGCUCAGUGGUUAAGAGCACUGACUGUUCUUCCAGAGGUCCUGAGUUCAAUUCCCAGCAACCACAUGGUGGCCCACAACCAUCUGUAAUGGGAUCCAGUGCCCUCUUCUGGUGUGUCUGAAGAUAACCACAGUGUACUUAUAUACAUAAAAUAAAUGAAUAAAUC
This is a messenger RNA of Mus caroli (Ryukyu mouse), 2215 nucleotides long. RefSeq names its product leucine rich repeat containing 74B (gene Lrrc74b). Gene Ontology annotation, molecular function: protein binding. Lineage: Eukaryota; Metazoa; Chordata; Mammalia; Rodentia; Muridae. The record is from RefSeq and is a predicted model, not a curated record.